AUGGCACUCAAGGCCUUGUUGGUGGUCGCCGCUUCUGCUCCCAACAUGGCACAGACCCUCUUCUUCUCCGAGUACGCCGAGGGCUCCUCGCACAACAAGUUCCUCGAAAUCUUCAAUCCGACCAAUGUGCAGGUCUCCCUCGACGGCUACGCGUACCCGAGCGUCGCCAACGCACCCGCCACCGAAGGAGUGCACGAGUUUUGGAACGCGUUUGACAGCGGCGCGUCGGUGCCGGCGGGCGGCGUGUACGUCAUCUGCCACGGCUCGGCGGACGACUCGAUCAAGGCGCUUUGCGAUGAGGAGCACACUUACCUCUCAAACGGUAACGAUGGCUACUGCCUCGUGCAGGGCACCGAGUCGAAUUACACGUUCAUCGACUGCGUCGGCGAUUUCUACGGCGACCCAGGCUCCGGUUGGGACGUCUGCGGUGUGAGCGCGGCGACGAAGGACAACACUCUCGUGCGCAAGUCCACUGUCACCACCGGUAACGGCGGCGACUGGACGGCGUCAGCGGGCACGAAUGAGGUCGACUGCGAGUGGCUAGUCGAGCCAAAAGACACGUGGAACUUCCUCGGCUCGCACGCGAUGGGAGUGGCAUCGCCCUUGCCGCCCUUGCCGCCAUCACUGCCUCCAUCCAUGCCUCCGCCAUCCACGCCUCCGCCCGUGGCGAUGCCGACCACACUGUUCGCAAUCAACACCAACCACAGCGGCUCGGAUGGGGCGUGCUAUCACUCAGCACGCGAGGGCGAGUUUGUGCGCGUUGAGGGCUACGUAACGGGCGUGUCUUACGAUGGCUUCUACAUGCAGGACGAGGUGGCCGCUGCGCUCUACGCAGGCGUCUGGGUGUACACGGGUUCGGGCUCGUCCUACCUCACCAACCUCACCGCGGGCGACAAGGUCGGCGUGGAGGCGCUCGUGAACGAGUACUACUCGCUGACCGAGUUACUCGUUGCCGACACGCCCGCGGCACUCGUUGAGCUCCUCUCGACGGGCCACACGCCCUUGCCGCUCGCGACGACGACCGGCGCGAUCGGCGAGGGGUGCACCGAGAGCGGCGAGGCUCACGAGGGCCUCCUCGUCACCGUCUCGGGCGGCGUGCAGCUCCUCUCCGAGGCCAACAACUAUGGCGAGAUCACAAUCGACGACGGCUCAGGGCCCACGCAGCUCGAAGACAGCAUGCUGAGGACGGAAGCGCACCUGCAAUCAAUCCUCGGCGCCACGUCGCUCACCGGACAGAGCGUCUCCAGCGUGACGGGCGUGAUCAAGUACGCGUUCUCGAGCUUCGAGAUCCACCCGCGCGACGAGAGCGACAUCGUCCUCGUGUCGCCACCACCACCGCUGCCACCGCCGCCGCCGACGCCGCCACUUGCGCCGCUGCCGCCCGGCGGCGAGUACACGCCCGCAGUCGUCUUCACGACCACGCUCGACGGCGACAUGACCACCUUUGACAGCGCGGCGUACGCGGCCAAUCUCGCCGAGCUCGUCGGCGUGUCUCCCGACUCAAUCACCCUUGAGAUCUCGAGCGUCCGCCGUGCACGCGCGCUCGCGGCGUUCACCGUGACGGCAACGGUGAUCACGGCUAGCACUGCGAUCGCCGACACGAUUCAGAUCACACUCGCGGCACUCAGCCCGGAAGAGGCGUCCACGGCCCUCGGCGUCACCGUGACGGCGGUGGAGGAGCCGGUCGUCUCGAGCGUCGUCGUCAUCGCGUCGCCGCCGCCGCCGACCGAGCCUGAAAGGACACAGGAGGACGCAGGAAAAGAGCUGACAGACGACGACGACAACAACGUUGACGAGGGCGGGCUUAACGGCGGGACCAUCGCGGCCAUCGUCGUCGCGUGCGUGCUUGCGCUGGUCAUCGGCAUUGCCAUUGGCGCCAUGAUCUUCAAGCGGCGCAAGGGCAAGAAGGCCUCGCUGGGCACGGCGGUGCCUGUCGAGAUGGUCGUGCACGAGUAG
This is a messenger RNA of Emiliania huxleyi CCMP1516, 1956 nucleotides long. RefSeq lists its product as hypothetical. The transcript has a single exon. The coding region runs from base 1 to 1956 and encodes 651 amino acids. The record is from RefSeq and is a predicted model, not a curated record. NCBI's taxonomy places the organism in Eukaryota, Haptophyta, Isochrysidales, Noelaerhabdaceae.